Messenger RNA from Arabis nemorensis, 654 nucleotides. Lineage: Eukaryota; Viridiplantae; Streptophyta; Magnoliopsida; Brassicales; Brassicaceae. The record is from the annotation of a GenBank genome assembly.
AUGGCGACGACCGUGAAAGGUCUUCUUAAAGGCCUUCGCUACAUAACUCAGAUUUUCGACGAAGAUAAAGACCGUGAUAUGCAGAUCGGGUUUCCGACCGAUGUAAAGCAUGUCGCCCAUAUCGGAUCCGAUGGUCCCGCAGACCAUACGCCAAGCUGGAUGAGUGACUUCAAACCUCAAGAAAGUGAGAAUGGUCAAGUUGUAUCUCGAGGAGAUGCUAACAACAAUCAAAUAGGAGGAGUUGGAUUACAAGAGUUGUUGCCACCUCCCGAGAAACCGAAGCAAAAGAAGACGAGGCGUAAAUCCGAGACGCUGUCACAAAACGGUUCUCCACCUCGGCGAAGCAGCAAUGUAUCAUCAUCAGAUAUGCUACCGAAACACUCGAGACGUCAUCACCGGAGUAGGCACGGGUCGAUGGAUUCAUCGAAUGAUCCAUCAGUCAGGAGAAGGCGUGCUGUCUCAACAACUGCCGACAUGGAAGGUUCUUAUCCUCUUUCAGACAGUUCUACUCAUAGAAAGUCUACAUCACGUGAUAGGAAGCUGAAAGGAUCAGGAGGAGGAGAGCUAUCGAUGAGGAAGACGAAAGCAAAACCCGAGAAUACGACUGUUCAAUCAGUCGAUAAAUGUAAUGAUAAUACCAGCGACAAAGACUAA